GUCUGUUUUCAACUCUCGGACGUGUUGUGUUUAUCGCAGUGUGCGUGUGGGCAACGCUGGUUAGAAUCUUAUUGGAUUAUUUUAUAUAAACAAAAAUAACUUUUAGCAAAACUAUAUGAUAAGCAAUAAAAAGCACGUGUUGCAUGCUUGAAUAUUUAAUAUAAACGACAAGUUUACUUAAGAAAAAAAGAAAAAACUUGCUUAUAAAUAAGCAAAAAUUCUUGUCGGUGACGACAUAAGACGUGCAGGUGAAAUAGACCGGUUAGAUAAUCAAGCAAAGCUUACAACAAUAACAAUUUCCAGCUGUUAUACACAUUGGAAGUAAACAAUAACAAUAAUGAGCCGCCUUUUACUCAAUUCCACAAUAUGUGCCAGCGACUUCGCUGCCACAACAUCCAGACAGCAAUUGAAAUGUAAAUCAACGUCAAGUUUUGUUGUACGGCGACGCUGGAAAUCGCUGCUGCAUUCUCAUACGCAGGCAAAGCAACGUAUGUUCAGUCCAGCAGCAGCGUUUGAAUCGAGUGGUUGUCGGAGUUUGCUUUCGCCAUUUUUAACUAGUUUAAAUAAGCAUUGCGCCCUAAGUACAUCGGCCAGUAUGUCGUCGUCUAAAUGUCUCGCACUUGAUAAUAUAAAUCCCAACUUUAUAACAAUGGAAUAUGCCGUGCGUGGUCCAUUGGUUAUAAGAGCCGGUGAAAUCGAAAAAGAAUUACAAGAGGGUAAUAAAAAAGCAUUUGACCAAGUGAUUCGUGCUAACAUUGGUGAUUGUCAUGCAAUGGGUCAGAAGCCUGUUACCUUCCUCAGACAACUUCUUAUACUGACAUUUGAUCCCACUUUGCUUGACUCACCAAAUUAUGCAGAAGAUGUGAAAGAGCGUGCUAGAGCUAUUUUAGAUAGUUGUCAGGGUUGUUCUGUGGGGUCCUACACUGAUUCUGCUGGAUUGGAAGUCGUUAGAAAGCAAGUUGCUCAGUAUAUUCAAAAACGUGAUGGUGGUAUUGCUUCAGAUCCCGAUAAUAUUUAUUUAACCGCUGGUGCUACUCCUGGCAUCAAAUCAGUUCUUUCUCUAAUGCGAGCCGAAAUCAAUUCCAAGCCACCCGGUGUUAUGGUACCAAUUCCACAAUAUCCACUUUAUUCUGCUACUAUUGCUGAAUAUGGUAUGGAAAAAAUUGGUUAUUAUCUUGAUGAGGAAACCAAUUGGAGUUUGAAUCGCGCCGAAUUAGAGCGCGCUUAUAAUGAAGCUAAGCAACAUUAUGAACCGCGUGCUUUGGUGGUUAUUAAUCCUGGUAAUCCAACCGGACAAGUACUAAAACGCGAAAAUAUUGUCGAUAUUAUUAAAUUUGCAUAUGAUAAUAAAUUGGUACUGUUGGCUGAUGAAGUGUAUCAAGAUAAUGUAUAUGAUAAGAAUUCUAAAUUCUUUUCAUUCAAAAAAGUUAUGACCGAAAUGGGUGCGCCCUACAAAGAUAUGGAGCUUUGCAGUUUCAUGUCUACAUCGAAAGGUUAUUUGGGUGAAUGUGGCAUACGUGGUGGUUAUAUGGAAAUAAUCAAUAUGUGUCCAAAGGUUAAAGCUAUGCUAACAAAAUCACUUACUGCGUCCUUAUGUUCAACAACUGCUGGACAAGUUGCAGUCAGUGCUUUAGUACAUCCACCAGAACCCAAUGAGCCGUCAUAUGACCAAUACAUAACGGAAAAAAAUAAUAUUCUUGAGUCAUUAAAAGAGCGUGCAGAAUUAGUUUACAAUAUGCUUAACAGUUUUGAAGGAUUCAAGGUGAAUGUUGUACAAGGUGCCAUGUAUGUUUUCCCGCAAAUUACUAUACCGCCCAAAGCCAUAGCAGCAGCUAAAGCUAAAAACAUGACCCCAGAUACUUUCUAUGCAUUUGAAUUGCUUGAGUCUUCAGGCAUUUGUAUUAUUCCUGGCAGUGGUUUUGGACAAAAACCAAAUACAUAUCAUUUCCGGACUACAAUUCUGCCACAAACCGAUAAACUAAAAAUCAUGAUGAAUAAAUUCAGAGAUUUCCACAUUGAAUUCAUGAAGAAGUAUAAGUAAAUAAUUUUUAACUAACUUUUUACCAUGUAAUAUUGUCUGAAAUAUGUAAAAAUUAAAUAAUAAAUAAUAUAAAUUGGUUUCCUAAGAACGCGAAUCAACCCAUAACAUAAGUAAUAUGAACUUUAAAUGACAUACUAUGUAUAUUCUAAUCGUAUAUCCACAUCGAUUUAAAUUAAGUGAUUUUUUUUGUAUAUCUAAGUUGAUAUAUAAUUUAUAGAAUUGCAUUAUUAAAAUUUAGUUUCUGCGUUUAUAUUCAAUUGUGUGUAACCAAACCACUUUAUCUGUAAUAUCGAUUAAUAUAUUUAAAUAAUUGAUUAACUAAAUGUUUAACCUUUAAGGCGGAUUUAUUGCCAAAUGUUGCAAAUGGAGAUUUGUAUUUGUAUAUUAUAUUAUAAAAUAUAUAUCAUAUAAUAUUUAUGUAUAAAAAUUAUUGCUUUUUGCUUAUAAACAAUUUAUUAUACAUGCAUAUAUUUUAUGUAUCAACAUUUGUUGAAUUGUUAUUUAAAGGACAAUAAUUUUGUUAAAUUAUAAAUUAAAAAUUCAUUCAAAAUAAAUGAUACAUU
Teleopsis dalmanni is the source of this 2604-nucleotide messenger RNA. RefSeq names its product alanine aminotransferase 1. The record is from RefSeq and is a predicted model, not a curated record. The transcript has 7 exons. Gene Ontology annotation, biological process: biosynthetic process. The coding region runs from base 338 to 2041 and encodes 567 amino acids. Gene Ontology annotation, molecular function: L-alanine:2-oxoglutarate transaminase activity; pyridoxal phosphate binding. Lineage: Eukaryota; Metazoa; Arthropoda; Insecta; Diptera; Diopsidae.